Messenger RNA from Nomia melanderi (Alkali bee), 3784 nucleotides. It is a transcript of the gene kat80, whose product is annotated as katanin p80. Gene Ontology annotation, biological process: microtubule depolymerization; microtubule severing. Gene Ontology annotation, molecular function: microtubule binding. Lineage: Eukaryota; Metazoa; Arthropoda; Insecta; Hymenoptera; Halictidae. The record is from RefSeq and is a predicted model, not a curated record. Gene Ontology annotation, cellular component: katanin complex.
UGGCGCGAUCGAUCGGAACGCGAUCUCGAUAGAAACAGAAACUUCGAUAUUUCUCAACGUCACGUUAGUUCGCGCUGCCCACGGACAGGCAGAUUCAAGAAAUGAGAUACGACGAAGAGGUGGAACGAACGGUUUCUGAAAACGGCCAGAGAUUUCAAGGAAAGGAUCGCCUCAGAGGACCGCGCCGUGGCGAGAUGCUGUCGCCCCGUUGAACGAUCGCCACCGUGCCGAGAUCAAAACAGAGAAACGUACAAAAUGUUGACUACGAGCUCGAGCAAGGAAAAAUUCUGCGUCUGCAAGCUGAAAUCUCGAAUUGUUGUCUUUGCCAAAUAAGUCGUGAGCAACGCGAUCAUUCGGCCCCGGAACAUGGCUUCGUCCACGAAGAGGUCAUGGAAACUCCAGGAUUUUGUUGCCCACACGUCCAAUGUCAAUUGUCUGGCAUUGGGUCACAAGUCUGGACGUGUUUUGGUCACUGGUGGCGAUGACAAGAAAGUGAAUCUAUGGGCUGUUGGGAAACAGAAUUGUAUAAUGAGCCUGAGUGGUCACACCACUCCGAUAGAAUGUGUAAAAUUUGGGCAAACGGAAGACUUAGUAUGCGCUGGCUCGCAGACGGGAGCACUGAAAAUUUGGGAUUUGGAGCACGCCAAAUUGGCCCGCACGUUAACAGGACAUAAAGCAGGCAUACGUUGCAUGGACUUUCAUCCUUAUGGAGAGUUAUUGGCAUCUGGAAGCUUAGACACUGCGAUCAAGUUGUGGGAUAUUAGGAGGAAAGGUUGUAUCUUUACAUAUAAAGGGCACAAUAGGAUGGUGAAUAGUCUCAAAUUCAGUCCUGAUGGCCAGUGGAUUGCUAGUGCUGGGGAAGAAGGAAUGGUUAAGUUAUGGGAUUUAAGAGCUGGUAGGCAGCUUAGAGAAUUCUCAGAACACAGAGGACCGGCAACAACAGUGGAGUUUCAUCCUCAUGAGUUCUUACUAGCCAGUGGCAGUGCAGAUAGAACAGUUCAUUUCUGGGACUUGGAAUCAUUUCAACUUGUAUCAUCUACGGAUCAAAGUCACUCCACAACAAUUCGGUGCCUCUAUUUCAGUCAGGGCGGGGAAUGUCUUUUCGCUGGUUGCCAUGAUGUGUUAAAAGUAUAUGGUUGGGAACCGGGUCGAACGUUAGAUUCGGUUCCGACUGGUUGGGCGAAAGUGCAGGAUAUAGCUGUGGCCCAGAACCAGUUGAUCGGUGCAAGUUUUCAUACUGCCAAUGUCGUUUUAUACGUGUGCGAUUUAAAAAAAGUUGCUCCGUUAGGAGGGGUGUCAACGUCCGAUUCACCGUUCAGUCACGGGAACUCGUUAAGGAAAAGCUUCUCCAGGGAAAGGCCUCCCGGAUUAAAGAAACAUACGCUAGACGUGAGGACUAUAGAAGAGGCAGACAAGUCCGGAACAGAUCCAGAAGAUGAAGCAACGUAUGCCGACAUACCGAACGUUACAGCUUACCAUGACAUCUUUCAACCGAACAGGUCGCUGUCUCGCACUCCACCUCCAGAACCUGAGGCUUUCCAGGAGCCUCAAGACAUAGAUCCCACGCAGCCACAGAUACUACAAAAUCUUUCUACCUCAAUGUCAAAUCUAAGCACAGCAGAACCAGAGGAAGUUCCGCCCAUUUCGUCGCCGUCAUCUCCACCCCCGCCCGCGCCAACGUUAUCAUUGACCAAGCCUGUACCCGUGCGUGUUCAGCCGAUCAAGUCGUCGCCACCCGUUCAGAGAAACGCGUUGACAUCGACGAGCCAGGCAAAGACUUUGCAAACGAACAAUGGCCUUAGCAGGACGUCGAAGAACUUGGCGUCCAUACCGCCCCUUAGACAAAACAUUACGCCUCUGCCUGGCAAGAAGAUCGGCACUGGCAGUGAUUUAGGGACGCUUCCACAACCCUUGGGCCCUCAACGGUCGAAUUCAACUUUGACACCGCGGGUGGCGCCAAUGGCUGCCGUUCUUCCAGUAAUGGACGAUGGGAAACUGAAGAAUAGAGCACCUAGCCCGGAUUCUCCUAAGCAUUAUCUAAAGAGGCAGAGUAGUUGUAGGGAUGGAGAACAGGGUUACGAAAGCGAUUAUCCGGUACAAAUUAAUAGUAUAAGGCAUAGCCCCUCUGAUCCAGCGUUAAACAGGCCGAACUCGGCGCAGUCCAGGUCCACCUCGCUAAAUAGAAACUUUACUACCUCAUCGUCGCUGUCUGCACGCAACGCUUCCACUACCACCACCACGUUCGCGACAAAAAAAUCGAACAAAGCUCAAGUGCCCCCAAACCCUAAGAUAGACGUGCGGACAUCUCAGGUGAGGCCAAGCGUAGAAGCUACAGAGAAAGAGGAAAUCGUCCCUAUAAGUGCCGAUAAACCUUACGGUCUGGACGUCGAAACCUUUCUACCUAACCACUUCGCGGGUUCAACAGCGUUUGGCUACCCUCAGAUCGGUGUCCUCAACGAAAUGUCCGAGGCUGAAGUGCUCAACAGCAUGAUGCGAGGCCAUGAGGCGAUGAUGACUGUACUGACGAAUCGUCAUCGAUCUUUGCAAAUCAUCUAUUCCCUGAUGCAACACAAAGAUCUUAAGGCUGCAGUGGAGUCCGCUGUGGCGAUGAACGAUCUUUCAGUGAUCGUGGACCUAUUGGGAAUAUUGACUCUAAAACCAACAAUGUGGAACCUGGAUCUGUGUAACUCUCUGCUCGGCCCGAUCGGGGAUCUCCUGCAAAGUAAAUACGAAAUGUACAUAAAUGUUGGUUCUACGGCGUUGAGGCUGAUCCUGCGGAAUUUCGCUUCAGUGAUCAAGUCGAACGUGGAGGCGCCUCUCCAUACGAUCGGCGUGGACGUGUCGCGGGAGGAACGAUACCACAAGUGCCUCUCCUGCUACGAGAAGCUCCAAACGAUCAGAGGCAUCCUAUUGAAGAAGCAGUCUGCGCCGGGCAAGCUGAGCGCGACCUUCCGCGAGCUGGCAGUAUUAAUGAGGAGCAUCGAGUGACCACGGCUGAAGAGCACCGCGCACCCCGCCGCCAGACUCGUCGUUACCUGACAGAGGACCGGGACAGGCCCGUGCAAACGCCGGGGAACCCCGGAACAACCGGCCCGCUCGUUCGAGCUGAUACGCGCGCGGCGAUGGCGCGACGGAUCGGACCGAGAAUCUCCGUUCCCUUCGUCGCCGUUCGGCUCCCGUCGGUUCCUCGUGUCGAGUCGUCGGCCCGCGUGGAGGAAGAGCAACGUUGAACACCCGCGAUGACGAAGAAAACAGCGGAGAGAACGAGAGACGCGAACGGAAACACAGAGGCGGAAAACGAUUUUUGUAACGGGAAAAGAGAAACAGAAACCGCGAUAAGAAUGCAACGAUGGACUUGCUAGUGGGCGGACGUUGUUGUUCGCCGGACAAUUGUCGAUUCGCCCUUUCAUAAAGGGCUGCGCGCAGCCCCCUUCGCCGAAGGGUUGCCCGCGGACGCGAAAAGCUCCCUCGAUCAGACCAGUCCGAGCCGCUCUUCUUACUUUCCUUUUGUCUUCUCUUUUGUUUGUUUGUUAGGAUCCUAGAGUGAUAAGGAGUAUUGUAUAUUAUUAUAUAAUAUAUUGCGCUAUAUUAUAUAUACCGACUACCGACGAGAAUGUGCACGGGUCGCGAGACAAGGGGGUCGAUUCUUUGACCCCCCGCAGGAGGGUGUGAUCGACGGGAUUUUUCGCGAGCGUCCACGAUUACUUUUUUUCCCCCCCGGGGUAUGUUUUACCGGUGUUUCGACGGCCUUCUUGCCAGCCUCGCGGAGGAGCACUUCCGGCGA